Messenger RNA from Aspergillus aculeatinus CBS 121060, 810 nucleotides. RefSeq names its product GDSL-like lipase/acylhydrolase. Gene Ontology annotation, molecular function: hydrolase activity. NCBI's taxonomy places the organism in Eukaryota, Fungi, Ascomycota, Eurotiomycetes, Eurotiales, Aspergillaceae. The coding region runs from base 1 to 810 and encodes 269 amino acids. The transcript has a single exon. The record is from RefSeq and is a predicted model, not a curated record.
AUGAAACUCAACCUCCUCACCCUCCUCCCCUUCCUCACCCAUUCCACCGCGGCGCACCCCUCCCCCUCCCCCAAAUCCCAAGCCCCCACCAGCAUUCCCCCCAUCUUCUUCCUCGCGGGCGACAGCACAACCGCCAAACAAAGCACCGGCGGCGGCGGCUGGGGCAACGGCUUCCUCAACACGACGCUGCACCACGGCGCCACCGGGACCAACUACGGGGUCAACGGGCGCACGACGGUCAGCUACCGGGCGGACGGCUACUGGGCGACGGUGCUGGCGGGCGUGGCCAGCGCGCACGCAUCGGGCACGCACAGCCCCUACGUGACCAUCCAAUUCGGGCACAACGACCAGAAGGCGGCCGCCAACAUCUCGAUCGCCGAGUACACGACCAACCUGGAGGUGUUUGUGGGCGACGUGCGCGCCGCCGGCGGCACCCCGAUCCUCGUCACGCCGCUCUCGCGCCGCGGCUACGACAACUCGACGGGCACGCCCCUCGUCGUCGAGAACCUGGCCGACCAGCGCGCCGCCACGAUCGCCGCCGCCCGGGCGACCGGCGCGCGGUGGAUCGAUCUCAACGCCGCGAGCACGCGCUACCUCAAUGCGAUCGGGCCGGCCGACGCGUGGACGUACAAUCUCGUGGCCGAGGAUCAGACCCAUCUCAAUGCCCAGGGGAGUGUGGUAUUCGGAGGGCUCGUGGCCGAGUUGAUUGGGGGGGUACUUCCUGACCUCAAAAGGGAGGGGUUUGUGGUUGUGGAGGAGACGCUCAGGGAGGAUUUGGAUAGGGGGGUGUAUUUUUGGCCGGAUUUGUAG